AAGGCAAAAUACCCUUUUUGGUCCCUUAAGUAUACUCCAAGGUCCAUUCUGGUCCCUUAUCUCUAAAAAGUGUCAAAGUGAUCCUUUAAUUGUCCAAAAAGGACCACGUUUGUCCUUUCUGUCAGCUCCGUUAGUCAAAGUCAAAGGAAAGGCAUGGGUGGCAUACAUGUGGCAUUUACGUUUUUAUCUUUAUUGCCAGGUGGUUUAUUUUAAUUGCCAGAUGUGUAAAUCAACAAUUGACAUAAAAUAGAAAGGAAAAUGAAAUAGAAACCUCAUUGUCUCUUCGUUGGUUCUUGAAGGAAACCCUAGCGCAGCUGCCAUUGACGAAACUCCAAUAUCUAGUUGAUGCGAACGAGAACGAAGACGACAUUCAAGGUGAAAGCAAAGACGAAGACGACAUCAGAGGGUUUCGUUUGAAAUGGAUGAGUAUCUAAUCAUUACAAUCCACCAUAGUGGUGAAUUUGCGAGUGAGGACUUGAGCGUUUACGUAGGAGGUCAGAUUGCUAAACUGAGGGUAGAUGCUGAUAAGUGGAGUUUUUUUGAGCUGUUAGGUAGUAUCAAGGAACUAGGUUAUCGAGCCAUAGAAAACAUAUAUUAUAAGGAUCCAACUGGUGGGAUGAAUAUAUUGGUAGAUGACAGAGGGGCAUUAGAGAUUGCUGAUUUAUAUAGGGUUCAUCUUAGUGUUGAGGUCUUUAUUAAGCACGCAUUGUCCCAGGCUGUUUUUGCUGAUGAAGCUGAAGUUGUGUUAGAUGAUAUUCCACUUAAUGAAAUGCCACCUAAUGAGAUAGUAGAUGAGGUAGCAGUAGAGAUUGAGGAAAUAUUGAAGGAAUUUGAUGACAGGGCCAAUGAUGUAGCACAGGAUGAUGUGAGGAGUACUGAUGUAACACAAGAUGGUGAGAGGGCCAAUGAUGUAGCACAGGAUGAUGUGAGGACUAAUGAUGUAACACAAGAUGGUGAGAGGGCCAAUGAUGUAGCACAUGAUGAUGUGAGGACUAAUGAUGUAACACAAGAUGAUGAGAGGGCCAGAGAUGUAGCACAAGAUGAUGUAAGUGCAGUUGGAGCUGAUAAUGGACUUGUGGGUGGUGAGGUUGAUGAUGAUUUAAGACUGACUGAUGAUAGUUCUGAUGAUAGCAACUUCGAGUAUGAUAGUGCAAUGGAGAUAGUAUUUGAUGAUGAUUCUGAUGAGUAUAGUACUGAACUGGAAGAGGAGGAUGGAAUGGACUGUGAUAUAGAAGAUAAUGAACAAAUGAAAAGUAAAAAAGGAAAACAAAUGUCUGAUGAAAACAAAGAAGAUAGUAAAGGGAGUGAUAAUGAUAGUGAGGAUCUUGGAAGUGAUUGUGAUAGUGAUGAUAGCAGUAGGGCUAGGAGAAAGAAGUAUCCAAUUUUUAAGCUUUUAAAGGAUAUGUCCAAUUACAGAUGGGAAGUGGGAACAUAUUUUACUACAAAGGAAGAUUUCAAGGAGGCAAUUGUUACUUAUGCAGUCCAUUCUGGCAGAGAUUUAAGGUUCACUAAGAAUGACAAGAUAAGGGUUAGGGUCAGGUGUAAGGAUGGAUGUGAAUGGGAAUCUUACUGUGCUAAGUUGCCUAAUGAGGAUUCAUGGCAACUAAGGAAAGUAGUUGACACCCAUAGCUGUAGUAGAGAGUAUCAUGUAAAGUUACUGAAGACAAAAUGGUUGAGCAAGAGGUUACAGAAUUCACUUAAAACAAACCCUAGACUGAAGCUGAAGGACAUUAAGGAAAAGGUUCAGAAGAAGUGGAAUGUUGGGGUCAACAAAACCAAGGCUAUAAGGGCUAGGUUUGCAGCCAGAGACAUGGUUGAUGGGUCAUUCCUAGGGGAUUAUACAAGGGUGUAUGACUAUGCACAUGAGUUACUAAGAUCUAACCCAGGUUCAACUGUUAAGGUUUCUGUCCAGCCUGCACAAGAAGGUUCAACUGUUGAGAAUUUACAUUUCAAGAGGUUGUACAUAUGCUUGGCAGCUUGUAAGGAGAGCUUCAAGUGGAGCAGACAUUUCAUAGGACUUGAUGGAUGUUUUUUGAAAGGCUUAUGUGGAGGUCAAAUACUUGCAGCUAUUGGCAGAGAUCCCAAUGAUCAAAUGCUACCAAUAGCAUUUGCAGUUGUUGAAAGUGAAAACAAGGAUAGCUGGACAUGGUUCUUGGAGCUUCUUAUUGAUGAUCUUGGUGGGAGGGAAGAGUGCCUCACAUACACUUUCAUUUCUGAUCAACAAAAGGGUUUAUUGCCUGCAAUGGAGGAACUUCUUCCAAGAGUUGAACAGAGAUUUUGUGUUAGGCAUCUAUACAACAAUUUUAGGAAGAGGUUUGCUGGAAAAAAACUAAAGGAGAUUAUAUGGAAAGCAGCCAAGUCAACUUACUACCAAGCUUGGGAGAGAGAGAUGAAAGUAAUGAAAGAGGUCAAUGUAGAAGCAUACAAGCACAUGAUGAGCACUCCUCCAAGAUUUUGGAGUAGAUCAUACUUCAAAACUCAUAACAAGUGUGAUGCUGUACUGAACAAUAUGUCAGAAGCCUUUAAUAGUGUCAUAUUGGAGUCAAGGGCAAAACCAUUGAUCACCAUGGUGGAAGAGAUUAGGGUAUACAUGAUGGAAAGGUGGGCAACAAACAGGAUGAGGUUUCAAAAAUUAGAAGAUGUUGAUGUGUUACCAAACAUUAAAAAGAAGAUUGAAAAAACAAGUUCAUACACAAAUAUGUGGCUUGUAAGGAUGUCUGAUGAGUUUAUAUUUGAAGUGAGGAAUUUGGAAAACAAUGCUGAAAAAUUUACAGUCAAUCUGAAAGAUAGGACUUGUUCAUGUAGAAGGUGGGAGUUGACAGGCCUCCCCUGUGUUCAUUCACUAUCAGCAAUCAAAAGCAGGAACCAAAAGAUUGAUGAUUAUGUCCCUGAGUAUUACAGGAAAUCAAGAUAUAUGCAAGUGUACCAGCCAGUUAUUUUUCCAGUCAAUGGCUCAAACCUAUGGGAGAGGACAGAGUACCCUGAUGUUCUGCCACCCAAAUUUAGGAAAAUGCCAGGAAGACCCAAAAAAAGGAGGAAUUUGGAACAAGGUGAACUGGAUGGCACAGAUAGAAAGAUGAGAAGAACUGGCUUCAUUGUGAAGUGCAGCAGAUGCAAGAAACAAGGACACAACAAACUUACUUGCAAGGUACCAUCAACUACUGCACAAGCAGCUCCAUCACAAGCAGCUCCAUCUCAGACUACUUCUGUACAAGUAUCCCAAACAGCUCCUUCAGCUCCAUCACAGUCAUCUCAAUCAGCUCCUUCACAAUCAUCUCAAGCAGCUCCAUCACAAUCAUCCCAAGCUCAGAAGACUACUCCAAAAUCAGCCAAGAAGACUACUCCUAAAGCAAAGAAGUUGGCAGUUAGAAGGCCAAAUGCCCCUUUUAUCCCACCUGGUCCAACCACAAGGCUGACUGCUGCAAAAAUAGCUAUAGGUCCAACAACAAGGAGGACAACACCUACUAAAAGGGCCACACCAAAAUGGAAACCAUAGUCUCUUUAUUUUAUGUAGUGUUUUGGAUUUUUAGACAUCAGUUUGAAUAUUUUGUAAUGUGUCUGAAUAUUUUGUGUUUUUAGA
Molecule: messenger RNA, 3580 nt
Organism: Vicia villosa (hairy vetch)
Lineage: Eukaryota; Viridiplantae; Streptophyta; Magnoliopsida; Fabales; Fabaceae
Exons: 4
Coding region: 419-3496 (1025 amino acids)
Molecular function (GO): zinc ion binding
Source: RefSeq, a predicted model, not a curated record